UUUUGUAUAAAAAGGAGAAACACAGCAUGAACCAAGCACCAAAGCAGCAGAGACGCUCGCCUGGCACAGUCCGCCAUCUGCUCUUCCGCUUCACCCAGCAUGAAGACCUCUGCCGCUGCCUUCGCUAUGCUCCUGGUCCUGGCCUGCUUCUGCCUGGCCGUCACGAGUCCCCUCGGUGUCGGCGAUGCUCCCUGCUGCACCGCGCACACCAGCAAGAAAAUCCCGGCCCACGUUGUGAAGAGCUUCUUCCACACCAGUGGAACCUGCCGCCUGCCUUCUAUAGUGUUUAUCCUCAAGAAUCGCAAACAGGCCUGCGCGAAUCCACUGGACCCGUGGGUCAUUGCUAUCAAGGAUCGCCUGGAACAGAUCUGAAUAUCCUGCUGCCUCCCCAUCGCUCCAUGAGAAAACGCCACCCCGAACCUCAGCAGCACAUGCCGUGGCUGCUCCACUGGCCUCGUGCUCCCUCCCCGCAAAUCCUGGCUGAGCCCUCCGGGCAGGCACCCCAGAGAGCCUCACCCUGAACGCAGCCGCCUGGAAGCUUCUCCUCAGACGGCGAGGGAAGGCGAGCGCUCCCCAGGCCACUGGCCCGAGGACGGCCUGCCCCCCUUCCCCGGCUGGAAAAACCCUCUUCCUCCACACCAUUUUCACGGCUCCAAGCGGCACUGGAAAGUGCUGCUUUCCACCACUCAGAUC
Varanus komodoensis (Komodo dragon) is the source of this 693-nucleotide messenger RNA. RefSeq names its product C-C motif chemokine 5-like. Gene Ontology annotation, molecular function: CCR chemokine receptor binding; chemokine activity. Lineage: Eukaryota; Metazoa; Chordata; Lepidosauria; Squamata; Varanidae. Bases 100 to 372 code for a protein of 90 amino acids. The transcript is spliced from 3 exons. The record is from RefSeq and is a predicted model, not a curated record. Gene Ontology annotation, cellular component: extracellular region. Gene Ontology annotation, biological process: neutrophil chemotaxis; G protein-coupled receptor signaling pathway; immune response.